CGACAAUUCACGAGGCACACACCUCGUUAGCAGUCAACAUGGCGACCGCACCGGCCGAGUCGGCCGAGGAUGGCAUGCCGCGACGUAGUAGUUCAUCAGAGGGGAGCGAGGAAGAGUACAAAGCGCUCGACUCGCCAUCGAGCGUGCAUCUCCACGACGACCUCGGCUUCCGGCUGCCAGGUGCGCCACUGGUGCGUGUCGUCAAUGUGGAACGAGUCGAUUCCCUAAUGUACACGUACAACAUGUUUGUCAUCGAGCUGUCGCUUCCAGACAACCAGACGUGGCGCAUCCGCACAACGACCCCACGGCUCUUUAGCCUCCACUUCUUCCUGCAGCGCGCGCUGCGCUUCCGCCACGUGUUUGAGUUUCCGUCGUCGUUGCUUGCUCACCACACGUCGAGCGUGGUCCCGCACGACGUGGUGACGUUGGUCGAAUCGUUCCUAACGGAUGUCCUCUCGCACAAGUCGCUAUGGCGGCAUCCCCGCGUGCUAGCGUUCGUCGAGUACAGCGCCCUCCGCUUCGACCCGCUGGCGGGAGAUAGUCUUGUCGAGGGAUGGGUCAAGAUGCGGUACGUCCCGUCGCGGAAAGGCACGCUGCACGGCCGCCACAGCUUCAUCGGGUUCCACUUCACCAAGGACAACCUCAUGCGCGUGGCUGAGAUCGCCGUCGUCGUCUCUCUAUGUGUGAUCAUCCCGUUUGGUGUGUUUUACUCGUUUGUCGCGGCCAGCUCGGCCGACUCAGUCUCCGAGCUUCACACAGGCUACAUGGUUGCCGCGUCCAUCUUGAGUGCGAUCCCUGGCUUGUACUUUGUGGCUAUGAUGUACCAGUACCUGCUGCGCCAUCGCCGGUGGAUGGUCGUGAAGCCAUCGUCCAUUGCGUUCUUCGACACGGUGCGAUCCACGGCGCCGACACAUGUCGUGUUAUUUCAACCGCACAUUGCCAUCAGCAAAAGCACGCUGCUUAAGCACGGCUUGCAUUGGAUGAUGGAUGGACUGCAUGUGACGACCCCAGCAGCAAUCGUUGAAAUCGAUUUCAAGCACAAGGGCCAGUGCCAGCACUUUCACGAGAUGCUCACCAAAGCAAUGGACGCCUGCGAUUACACCACAUUUCACCAGCACACGUCGUUUGCUCCUAUGCGACCUGCUGUCGAUACCCACACAACAAAUGUGGCGCAGCAUUUGGUCGACGGAGAAGAAACGUUUGCCGUCAUGUUCGAGCACCUCGGCCGCGCUACCCGCCAGAUUUUCAUCACGGGCUGGUGGAUCUCUCCACAUUAUGCGCUCGUGCGGACUUCCGCCCAAGCGCGCCUCGACUCGGAACUCUACACCGUGCUGCGUGCGGCGGCGGCGCGAGGUGUCCAAGUGUUUGUGUUGGUGUACCGGGAACACCACCUCGUACUUCCAAACGACAGCAAGUUCGCCAAAGAGUCGCUGCAAGGCGCCAAUAUUCACGUGCUGCGCCAUCCCGACUUUGUCGUACUCCCUCAAUUCUGGUCCCACCACGAGAAGAUUGUGUGCAUCGACCAGACUGUGGCGUUUGUGGGCGGGUUGGAUAUUGCGCUCGGCCGGUUUGACGCCCCGGCGCAUUUGUUGACCGACAUUGGCGCGAUGCCGACGUGGACGGGACAGGACUACUCGAACCCGCGCCUCAAAGACUUUGUGGAUGUGCAGCACAUCCACGAGCCACUGAUUGAUAGAGCAACGGUGCCCCGGAUGCCCUGGCACGACAUUCAUUGCCGGUUGGAAGGCCCAAUAGCGCUAGACAUUGCACGGCAUUUCAUCCACCGAUGGAACUUUACGGUUCAAAAGAAGUACACAGUCCUCGUGAACCGGACUCGGCAGCGCCGCCGCCGGUCGGAAAUCCCUGCGAUUUUGCCCUACACCCACCAGCCACGUACGACGAGUGAGGGGGGGGGGGAUGUCGUGCACUGCCAGGUCGUGCGGAGCCUGAGUCCGUGGUCUGGGGGUGUCAAAACCGAAAAGAGCAUCCAGCAAGCGUACAUGGACACGAUCGCCGCCGCCAAGCACUUUAUUUACAUUGAGAACCAAUUCUUUGUGUCGGGGUUCGACCUGGAUGCGUCGGUGGCGAAUCGGGUGGUGGAAGCGCUGUACGCUCGCAUUGCCGACGCCCAUGCCAAGCAAGAAACGUUUCGCGUCAUGUUCAUUAUGCCCUUGUUGCCAUGCUUUGAGGGCGCCGUGACUGGGGCCGACUCGGCCAACUUGCGCGCGGUCAUGCAUUGGCAGUACAUGACCAUGUGUCGAGGUGGAAAUUCGCUGCUCGAACGAGUGGCGAGGCUGGUUCCGGACCCGAGUGCGUACGUGGCGUUCUUUGGUCUGCGGCAGCAUGCGAUUUUGAAUGGCCACGUGGUCACAGAGCAAAUCUACAUCCACAGCAAGCUCAUGAUCGUCGACGACAAGGUGGCCAUCAUUGGCUCGGCCAACUUGAACGACCGGAGCUUGUGCGGUGACCGCGACUCUGAAAUCGCCGUCGUGAUUGAGGACAGUACGAUGGAAAUGGGGGCGUUUGCUGAGACCCCUACGACUGUCGGGCGAUUUGGCCAUCACUUGCGCCGUCGAUUGUUUCAAGAGCACCUGGGGAUGGACUUGGUGGAUCCGACCAGCGACGCCAGUUGGCACCAGAUCCGACGGCUCGCGCACACCAACACGGACAUUUACGAGCGCGUGUUCCAGUGCUUUCCCACGGACAAGUUUCCUUCGUACUUUCACGCCGUGCCCGAGGCACACCUCCACGAAGACAUUCGCGUCGUGUACGAGAACCAGCGGUACGCGUGGGGGUCUGGGUGGUCGUCCGAGCAUUUGGUGUUUGGAGAGCGGACUGAAUGGAGCGAUGCGUUUGGCCUGCCGUUCGACUCGUUUACGCCGUCGUCGUCGUGGGAGGUGGACAUGUCGGACGCAUCUUGCGAUGACCAAGGCUGGCAGUAUGCGUUUUCAUUCAAGUCGUUUCAAAAGGACAAGGGCGCCCAGCGAGCGGUGCCGCUCUGGUAUCGCUGGGUGCGCCGCCGUCGAUGGAUUCUACUCGACACUAGUAGGGACGCAGACAGGCACGAAGAGGCGACCGUGGACCUGCGGCAGUUCCUUCGACGAUCGAGCUCCCGCAUGAUGUCGACGCGCAACCUCAACACGUCGGCGCCACUGCAGCAGGGAGGCGGGUGGGUCCCCCCCGAAGUGGAAGAGCUGAGUCACGUCCAAGGCCAGUUGGUCGAGUUUCCGCUCCAAUUCCUUCGCGACUGCGACCUGCGCCCGUUGAUUUUGCCCAAGAAUAUCUUCAUCUAGCCGUGUAUAUAGUGUAUACUCUCGCCAUAACAUCGGACGUACAUAUUAACUAUGAGAUAGAUAUAUUGGAUGAGGGGGAA
This is a messenger RNA of Aphanomyces astaci, 3373 nucleotides long. RefSeq lists its product as hypothetical. Lineage: Eukaryota; Oomycota; Saprolegniomycetes; Saprolegniales; Verrucalvaceae. The transcript has 15 exons. The record is from RefSeq and is a predicted model, not a curated record. Gene Ontology annotation, biological process: phosphatidic acid biosynthetic process; intracellular signal transduction. Bases 39 to 3293 code for a protein of 1084 amino acids. Gene Ontology annotation, molecular function: D-type glycerophospholipase activity; phosphatidylinositol binding.